AUGGAAUGGAACGAGUUCAUGACUCAAAGUGAAAUAGAAGAAGUGGAAAAAAUGAUCCGAGAUAAAGAAAGCAUUAUCUCUCAAAUCAAGCCAAGAAACGAAGAAAUCCGCUUGCCUUCAUAUGAAAACUAUGAAGACUUGCUUAGAUCAGACUAUCUAAAUAAAUUGAGUGAUGAUGAAAGAAGGAGGCUGGUCCCUAAUUCCGUUCGAAAAUUCAACGACGCCCGCUAUGAAGGAGACUUGCUAAAUGACAAGCGGCAUGGUCUAGGCAAGAUGAUUUAUGAUAAUGGAAGAGUUUACUUUGGAGAAUGGAGAAAUGAUGUCCGCCAAGGAAGAGGGGUUGAGCAUUAUUCAAAUGGAAAUAAAUAUACUGGAGAUUUCGCCAAUGGAAAAGCACAUGGUAUUGGAGUGUAUACGUGGAACAAUGGAGAAGUCUAUCAAGGGGAGUGGGUAAGUGGAGUCAAGCAUGGCAAAGGAAAAUGGACAAGUCCGAAUGGGGAUUGCUAUAUUGGUGACUGGAGUGACUCUAAAGCGCAUGGAUGGGGAAAACAUACGUGGUCUAAUGGAGAUGCAUAUGAAGGCGAAUGGAAUGCUUGCAUUAAGCAUGGGAGAGGCAUUGAGACUUAUGUGGAAACUGGCGAUAAGUACGUUGGAGAAUUCUUGGACGGAAAGCCACAUGGUUAUGGAAAAUAUACGUAUAGAAAUAAUACAAUUUAUCAAGGAAUGUUUCAGGAUGGGAAAAAGCAUGGCAAAGGAAAGAUUGUUACAGCUCAAGGACAUAUAUAUAUUGGAGACUUUAGAAAUGAUGUAAAAGAAGGAAAAGGGUACUUUGUGUGACCAUCAAAAAAUGAAUAUAGAGGAGAAUUUAAAGGAGAUAAACGAAAUGGAAAAGGGAAAAUGAAAUGGAAUGAUGGAUCAUGCUAUGCUGGGGACUGGGUGGAAGGAAUUCAGCAUGGAUACGGCAACAUGACUUUUACUGACGGAAGAAAGCCAAAGAUUGGAAGAUUCAAUCAAAACCAUUUUGAAGAAGAAAGCAUUGCUUACUGUCCCAUUCCAUGAGUGAACAAACCCAUUGGAAAAAUCCCUAUUUUUAGGUAAAAAUCCAUCCUCUGUGAGAGAAAAAAAAUUGUUUAUUAAAAAUAUUUAGAUAUAAGUGACAAUUAUUACAAUUAAAUCUAUAGCUAAUUCUGCUUAAUUUUAAACAGCUUUCAUUAAAAAUAAAUUUCACAAAACUAAUAUUCGCUUAAAGUUGGUUUUUUUUAAAUUUUGUAAAAAGAUUUUUACUCUUAAAUUUAUAAAUUUGUUAAAAACAAAUCAAUCAAGCCUCUGUAAAACAUUUUUUUGUUAGUUUAAGCUGAAAGACAGUUAA
Messenger RNA from Blepharisma stoltei, 1369 nucleotides. Lineage: Eukaryota; Ciliophora; Heterotrichea; Heterotrichida; Blepharismidae. The record is from the annotation of a GenBank genome assembly.